UCACGUGAUUUGGUGGCGAAACUUCAAAACAGGGGGUCUCAGGCGAACGGGAAAGCCGGCGAUGUUAAAAUAUCAUUAAUUAAAGGGGAGAAUUUCAAAUACUGGAUGGAUGCUUCGUUUUUAUCAAUGUUCGGGUCGUUUCAUGCUGCUAGGAAUAAAUAAAAUGCCCUCCUUCAGCCUGCUUCAUGCAGCUCUUUAAAACGCAGCGAUCUUUCAAAGAACACGAUGGGAUGUCAGCGCCGUCCGUAUGUUCGAAAAAGUGCACGGAAAGAAAGUGUCAUAAUAAUUUGCAAUACAAAACCUUCAGUAAACCGUUCAUUCCAAAGCCCACAACAGCCACUUUGACCAAAUAAAUCCUGCGAUUUCGUACUUCUUGGACCUGCACUGAUGUAGCUCGAUUACGUUCGCUCUCUUGCGCUCAGUUCGUUAUUUUUCGCCAGAUAUGAGCGUCUGACCCGCCUGUCUGUGGAGGAAGCCCCUGUUUGCCGUGACCCCCCGCCGGGCGAGUGCGGGGUGAUCGCUCACAAUGACGGGUCCCCUGCUUGAGUUUGAGACCGAGAUGUUCCUCUCGCUGUUCGGUUCGGACGGGCUGCUGGUCACAGCCGAAGGUCUGGGCCUUGACCGGAUUCUGCUGCAGUUCCUGCGGGUCUAUUCGGAAGAGGGGAGUCUGGUGCUGUUGCUGAACACCACCACGCCCGAACAGGAGUUCUUCACGGAGAAGCUGCGGGCCGAGGGGGUCUCCCACCUCCCCAGGACGGUGACCAGCGAGGUGCCGAGCGGCGAGCGCCUGGACGUCUACACCCGGGGCGGCGUCCUCUUCGUCACCAGCCGCAUCCUCGUGGUGGACUUCCUCACGGACAAGAUUCCCGCCAGCCUCAUCACAGGUAUUCUUGUGUACCGGGCUCACAAGAUCAUCGAAUCCUGCCAGGAAGCCUUCAUCCUGCGGCUGUUCCGACAGAAGAACAAGACAGGCUUCAUCAAGGCCUUCACGGACAAGCCCACCGCCUUCAGCUCCGGCUUCUGCCAGGUGGAGCGCGUCAUGAGGAACCUGUUCGUCAGGAAGCUCUUCCUCUGGCCCAGGUUCCACGCGGCCGUCAACUCGGUGCUGGACAGACACAAGCCGGACGUGGUGGAGCUGCGUGUGUCCCUCACCCCGGGCAUGAGCGCCAUCCAGAGCUCGGUGCUGGACAUCAUGAACGCCUGCCUGAAGGAGCUGAAACGCUACAACCCCACGCUGGAGGUGGAGGACCUCUCUCUGGAGAACGCGCUGGGCCGCUCCUUUGAGAAGACAAUCCGCCACUACCUGGAUCCGCUGUGGCACCAGCUGGGGGCGAAGACCAAGUCCCUGGUGCAGGACCUGAAGAUCCUGCGCACCCUGCUCCUCUACCUCACCCAGUACGACUGCGUCACCUUCCUCAACCUGCUGGAGUCCCUGCGCAGCAGCCAGAAGGCCUUCGGGAGCAACUCCGGCUGGCUCUUCCUGGACUCCAGCACGUCCAUGUUUGUGAACGCUCGAUCGCGGGUUUUCCGUACCCUGGAACCAAAGGAUGGCCUUAAAAAAAAGGCAGGAGCCACGACGAACCAGGAGCAGAACGGAGAAGCCGAAGUGAAGAAGGAGCUGGUGCUGGAGAAGAGCCCCAAGUGGGAGGCGCUGACAGAGGUGCUGCAGGAGAUCGAGAAGGAGAACAACAGCUCCGAGCUCGGCCCAGGGAGGGUUCUGAUCUGUGCCAGUGACGAUCGGACCUGUGCCCAGCUGCAGGAGUAUGUGACCCGUGGCCCAGAGGCUCUGCUAAACCGGCUGUACAGUCGCACCUUCGGCAGGAAGGAGACGCUGCUGGAGCUGAACGGGGAGAAGAGAGUCCCGGCCAAAGCCAAGGGCAAGAGAGGAGCAGAAGGCGGCACCAAGGCCAAGAAGCCCAGAGCCCAAGCUGGGAAAAAGCAGAGCAAGAAGCCCGCGCUCACCCUGACCCAGAUGGUGGGGAAGGGAGACAGCAGGGAGGAUGGGCCGGCAGAGAGGGAGCCGAUGGGCAGCAGCGCAGACGAGGAGGAAGGGAUGCCGGAGGAGGAAGAGGGAGAGGAGAAGGAGGAGGAGGAGGAAGGGCUGAUCCUUAACCUGUCCUCGGACUCCUACUACGGCGUCAUGAAGGAGCCCCUGACCGUUAUCCACCCACUGCUGGGCUGCAGCGACCCCUACAGCCUGACGCGGGUACUGCACGAGGUGGAGCCGCGCUACGUGGUCCUGUAUGACGCCGAGCUGCCCUUCGUGCGCCAGCUGGAGGUCUACAAAGCCAGCCGGCCCGGCCAGCCACUCAGGUGCUCAGAGCUCCAGCCCAGCGCGUCAGACCUGUCCCGUUCCACACAGCCCCUUCAGCUCCCAGCUCGCCCCCUGCUCUGUUUCUUCAGGAUGAGCGUCACUUGCUCGUGUUUGACCAAUUCAGGAGGCGGUCUGUUCGUUUAAGGGUGCUGUGAUCCCAGAGGACUAGAGAAUCUUCAGGAUCUUGUUCCCGAAAUUGAUCCCCAAAUUACAAAUCAUCCGUUUAACUGAACACCGCUCAUUCGUUCCAUGUCUUGAGCAGCUUACAAUUCAGUAACUCUCUGUAGAACCUGCUGGAUAAGGGCUAGAACAUAACACCAUAAGAAGGCUUAUUAAAUUCGGCUCGUCUAGCCCAUUUCAUAGUCAGUAGUUCAUUGAUCCCAGGAUCUCAGCCAGCUGUUUUUUGAAGGAAGCCAGGGUAUCGGCUUCAACACCAUGGCUGGGUAUCUUGUUCCUCACUCCCACCACCCUCUGUCUUUGCCCAGAGGUGAAGAAGUGCCUCCUGUUCUAGGUUUUAAAUGCGCUUUUGAAAUGUACUAGUAGUUUUCACUCGUGGUUCACCGGUUCAACUCAGUUUAUCAUUUAUUUGACUGUUAAAAGUUAAAGGCUGGCGGGGGUCACUCAGAGCAGGAUGAUCCUUUGGUGCCUCCGAGAGGAUUGAAGAACACUUUGUGUGUCGUGUGCUUUUGUCCUCACUCAGAAUAUUACACAGAAUGUUAAUUCUGACCUGAAGAGUCUCACCUGCCU
Lepisosteus oculatus (spotted gar) is the source of this 3061-nucleotide messenger RNA. NCBI's taxonomy places the organism in Eukaryota, Metazoa, Chordata, Actinopteri, Semionotiformes, Lepisosteidae. The record is from RefSeq and is a predicted model, not a curated record.